Molecule: messenger RNA, 1615 nt
Organism: Vanessa tameamea
Lineage: Eukaryota; Metazoa; Arthropoda; Insecta; Lepidoptera; Nymphalidae
Gene: Atg10
Product: ubiquitin-like-conjugating enzyme ATG10
Exons: 2
Coding region: 128-643 (171 amino acids)
Biological process (GO): protein modification by small protein conjugation; macroautophagy; protein lipidation
Cellular component (GO): intracellular anatomical structure
Molecular function (GO): Atg12 transferase activity
Source: RefSeq, a predicted model, not a curated record
AAUAUUAGUGUUCUGUGGGCAGAUUAUUGAUUUUUCAGUUUUAAAUUUUCAUAUAAUUCAGGUUUCUGACAGAUUCGACGGCAGACUCAUUUCCUUGUUUUCAAUUAUUAAUAAACAAGCUUACACAAUGAGAAGGAUGAAUUGUAACACCAUAACGCCCGAGGAAUUUGUAUACGCUGCAAGAGAUUUUAUUGAGUUAUCUAAUAAAUAUUUCGAUAGCUGGACUAUUCACCAAAACGACAAUGAAAUAUUGAACACAUACAUUAAAAAAGAAGAAUUUGUUAGUCAUCGAGAUGAGAAUGACAAAAUAUUUUUGUAUAGAGCUGAAUAUAUUAUUUUUUAUAAUCUCAGCUACGGAGUCCCGUCGUUUAGUUUCAAUCUUUGGGACUGUUCUGGAAAAUUGUUGACUUUGGAGCAAGUAAGGGAGAUUUCGCUUAUGAAGAUCAGUAAAGAAGAUUUCUACUCCGUUGUGACACAGCAAGAACACCCAGUCAUGUAUCGGCCAUAUUUCAUCAUUCACCCCUGUCACACGGCCAAAAUUGUAUCUGCUUUUAGAUACACAUCAAGAAACCUUAUAAUCACGUUUUUGGGUCUUAUAACACCAUUGAUUCAGUUAAAUUUGCCCUUGGAGUAUGGUUUAUGACUAAAGAAACCCACCUAAAUGCUCAUAAAAAUCUUUCAGAUAUACCCUAACCUUGUUUGGUUUGAUAGUCUUUUGAUCCUUAUAAGAAAAAGGAUAGAUUGAAAACAUAGAGGCAGCUAAUUGUCUGUUCUAAAUGACUUUACGAAUGGUUUGAAGAUUUAUAAACAUUAAAACCAUUUGUAACUUUGCCCCUUUUAAAAAUAUUUUGGCCAACUAUAAUGUUGAAGGUACUUAUAAAAACUUGUCAAAUUGUUUACCUAACACAACUCUAUAUAUAUAAUUGUGAAAUAGAACUUCAUGUUAAACUAGUCAUGUGAAUUAACAAAAAUUAUUCCAAAGGAACUAUUUCAUAUAGUUCAAACCUCUAUGUGGCAUUUACUCAUUGAAUUUUUUUUUUUUAAUAACCUUAAAGUUAAUCAAUAUGUCCCUAAUAGACCCAUUGACGAGUAAGGCCCCACAGCACUUAGAUGUUAUUCUAAGUCUAUCUAAUAAUUUCUACAGUACAUAAAGGUAUAAUCCUUUUAUUUUGCUUCACCAUUGUAUUUUAGAUCAAUUCAUCAGCUUUCAUGGUUAUAUAGUUUAUAAAACAGUUUAUUUAUGUGGCAUAGUUCUCAUGAUUAAUUUCUUGUCAUUAAUGAAAUUAUUUUCAAUGUACAUCAAUAUACUCUUAUUAAUAGUAUAACAUUUGACUAGAAUGGUACAUAAAAUGUAUAAUAAUUAUACUAUUGAAGUAUACUAUUGGUGUAGUAUGAUCUCAAUAUAUGUAUGUAUAAUGCUGUAUUGAAUAUCUUAGUCAAUAAUAAAUAUAAUUUAGAUAUAUUAAUAUAGGAAAUUCUAUAUAUUAUGCUAGUAAAUAAAAAUAUUUACAUAUAUGAUAAUUGUAAUUUAAGCAGAUGGUUUUUCCAUUUUUUAAGUUUAUAUAUGUUUAUUUUUAAAUCUUAUUAAAAUACCAUUUGUUUAUAAAUUUACGGU